Molecule: messenger RNA, 1329 nt
Organism: Cylindrotheca closterium
Lineage: Eukaryota; Bacillariophyta; Bacillariophyceae; Bacillariales; Bacillariaceae
Source: the annotation of a GenBank genome assembly
AUGUCGUCACCGCCUCAGGGAAGGCGUCGAAGAGUCAAUUCGGAAGUGCAUCGUGAUCUGCAGGAUUUCAAUCAUGCUUCGUUGGAUGGAACGACCCUUUCAGCCAAUCGCCCGAAUACUGUUAGACUGAGGAGCAAGAAACGACACGUCUAUCAUGGAUUGGAAUUAUGCUGGCCUAUUCAUCAUGAUCGCAAGAAUCACCACCGCCAUGAUGGAAAGAAUGGACCAAAGCUCAAUCUACUACUGUUGGUGAUGUGCUGCUUUGUCAUUGUUCCUCUUUGUUAUGUCAAGGUGGCUUAUUAUGUGGCCUUUGCAGGAUCUGACAGGUCUCCUGAUAAUCGCAGCAGUGCUGAUGUCCAUCCAAAUGUUCGGGGAAGCCCCAGGAGUCCAUCACUGCCACAAGAUGAGAAUGGCAAGACCCAUCAAGUUCCCCGCAUUUUGAUCUUCACACACUAUCGCGACCUGUUGAACACACCGUUGGAGGAUUUGGCAGAUGAAGAAGAGAAAAUGCUCGCCACCAACAUCCACCAUUCUAUCAACAUUCACCAGUCGUCCAGUACGAAUGGCUUUCAAGACGAUGGAAGAUUGAACGAUGUUAAACCUCCUCAAGUAGGUCCCACCCAAGUUCGUUUUCUAACAGACGAGGAUUGCUUGCAAUCCUUGCAAAAGGUCUUUCCAGCAUUGAUCCCUUAUUUUCUCAAUGAGACGCAAGGAAUGUUCAAGGCAGACAUUUGCCGAGGAAGUGCUCUAUUCGAAACGGGCGGGAUUUAUUUGGAUGUAGAUGUUGGAGUGCGUGCCGAUCUUUGGUACGAUCUAUUGCAGACCACCGAAUUCUUUACAUCCCUCGUACAUCGACAAUCAAAGUACCCGGGUCACUUUUUCCAAGCCAUUCUCGGUGCAGCUCCCAAGAGUCCCAUCAUUUACAGGUACUUGGAGCUAUUUCUGGAUCAUUACACACACAAGGAAUAUGUGGACAGUGGACCCUUAGGGGUGAUUCUUUUGCGCAGAGCAUGGGAUGCUGUAUACGACGAGAAACUUGAAUCUCCGCCCACGGAGCUCUACCAGGAAGUCUUGUACCAUCCCAAAGCCUUCCCGAACCUGCAUCCAGCACCAACUUGGGGAGUACGUCGUGCCUGUCACUUUGUAGUGGUUGCUCGUGCCCACAAGGAAAACACUGUGGAAUUCACAAUCCAACCUCGGAGUACCAACGGCACGGCCACAGAUCAUGAUUUGAAGGCUCGAAAGUAUCGCAUUCCCCUGUACAGUCGGGUUGGAGGCAGUCGAAUGUGCCCCAUCAAAGGUGCUGCUAUUAAUGGCACUUCUUUGUAA